Molecule: messenger RNA, 1089 nt
Organism: Prunus armeniaca (apricot)
Lineage: Eukaryota; Viridiplantae; Streptophyta; Magnoliopsida; Rosales; Rosaceae
Source: the annotation of a GenBank genome assembly
AUGAUCGCCACGGAUGACCAAGUAUCAAUUCAGUUGAGUGAACCAGAACAGAGUAUAAGUACUACACCAAAAUGGCCAGAAUCGAAGGAAGUUGUCGAGGCACAUGGUCAAAAUCACCGUUCAAAAUGGGAUAUGACCUUUGCAGCAUCAUCUGCAUUUGCUGUAUUCAUUGAUCCAUUGAUCUGUUAUGCUCCCGUACUCAUCAACGAUAGCGUGUGCUGCUAUUGGGACCAAACAAGUCAUGCUGAGCCAUUUGCGACUUCCUGGACAAGAAUUAUUGGCGGUCCUCAUACGAAAAUUUGUAAAAUCUUGAAUGGCAAGAAAACACUUCGGUUCUUACGCAUUCUGCCUCGCAUUUGUGCUGCGCUUCCCAUUCUACAGGCAGUAAUCCUCACUGGAAAAUAUACAUCCGUUGAAAAGACUAACUUCUUCUAUCUAAUUCCAAUCCAAUAUACCGUACGGGCUAUUAGGCUCUACCGAAGGCUCAAUCGGAGUUCUAACAUAGAGACUUCAGUAAGAAGAUUGCUUAAAGCUAUUUUGGACUUCCUUCCCUUCAUCCUUGCUGCUCAUGUGCCGUUGCUUGAAAAUACAGAUGAGAAAGCAUUAAAAGCAAUAUGCAAUCAUCUUAAGCCGGUGACUUAUGGCCAGGAUGUUUAUAUCAUUCGAGAAGGAGAACCACUUCGAAAGAUGCUUUUCAUCACAAGAGGCACUGCAUUGACCUACAAAACUUUUAAGGGUGGAACAAAUGUGUGCAAGUGCCUUGAGAAAAGUGAUUUUUAUGGAGAAGAACUUCUAAAUUGGGCAUUCAAAUCUGGCACAUUUUCUGAGUUACCUAUCUCUCCUACGACUGUUGUAUCCCAAACAAAAGUUCAAGCGUUUUCUCUUAGGGCCAACCACUUGAAGUCUGUUGUCGAUCAAUUUUGGUGGCGUUUUCAGAGGGAGCUUCCUCAUUCUCAAUUGGAGCAUUUUGCAGCUUCUUCCUUACAGGCAUUCUGGUGCCGCCGUCGUGCAAAGGCUAAGGGCCCAACUGGAUGGCACAAACGUACAUUAAAUUAUCUAAAAGUACAAUAUCCUAAAAAAGGAGUGUAG